AGGUAUAACCUCAGGAAGUGUAAAGGAGUAGAAUUAUGGCAUAGGUGUAUUCAGUAUUGCAUUUUCUAAUUGAGAAUAAGGAAAAUGAAAAACUCAACGAUGUAAAACAAAGUUUUUUUUCGUAAAUAACGACUUUUUAUUUUUAUUUUUUGCCUAAUCUAGUAUCUUCGGAAAUAAAAAAGUAUUUUAGAACGGUCUGGAUGCAAGUAGUUAUUUUUUAAAUUAAUUAAUUGAAACAGUUAAAAUAAACAAUGGGAGUUGAAGGACAGCCCUUUUUAGUUCAGGCCAUUUAUUCUUUUAAAGGGCAGAAUAAUGAUGAGCUAUGUUUCAAGAAAGGCGAUAUAAUAACAGUAACACAGGAAGAGGAGGGUGGAUGGUGGGAAGGUACUUUGGGCGAAAAGACCGGCUGGUUUCCUUCAAAUUACGUCAAGGAGUACAUCGUUCAAACUGAUAAUUUAAGUCCUUUGAAAACAUCGAAUGAUAUAACUGUUCAACAAAGGGCAUACAGGACAGUGGUGAUUAAAGAUUUGGUCGAUUCGGAACGCUCAUUUAUAAGUGAUUUGCAACAGUUAAUUAGCUCAAUUUUGUUUCCUCUAGAAAAAGCUCAUGUUUUGUCAAAAGAAGAAUUCAAUGAAGUUAUUGGUAAUUUAAAAGAAGUAGUCAGCCUUCAUGAAACACUGUUGUGCAAUGUGGAAACAGCGUUGGUGAAAUCUCCCAAUGAACAACGUGUCGGAAAGGUGAUGCUUUUGAUGGCUCCCAGAUUCAAACAGACCCACCAAACUUACUGUAAUGGUCAUCCAUCAGCAGCUUUUGUUAUAAAUAAACACAAAGACAAGUUGAGUGCUUACUUGCAACAACUCGGAGAAAACGGCCAGCAAUCAAGCAUACUAGUUCUAACAUCCGGGCUCAGCAAACCUUUCAGACGCCUCGAACGCUAUAGCAAUCACCUUCAGGAGUUAGAGAGACACUUGGAAGAGAGCCAUCCUGACCGUGGUGAUACUCAAAGGGCUGCAGCUGUCUUCAAAGAGAUCGCUGUUUCAUGUUCUCUAAUACGCCGACAAAAAGAAAUGGAGCUGGAUAUAACAACAGGUGGAGUUAGAGGCUGGGAAGGGCAGGAUAUUGCAAAACUGGGUAGUAUAAUUCAUAUGGGAUCAGUCGCUGUUGGUCCAGACCACAAAGAUAGAUAUCUUGUACUGUUCCCAACAACUCUUUUGAUGUUAAGUACAAGCCACAGAAUGAGUGCGUUUAUUUAUGAAGGAAAACUUCCGCUAACUGGCAUAAAAGUAAACAAACUGGAAGAUACGGAAAAUUACAAAAACGCUUUCGAAAUCGUUGGUAAGGGAGUGUCGGUCUUUGGUUGUCUCAUCGAAAGGAUCCUUGCUAUUUGCCAAACAAAAGAAGAUCAGCAGAAAUGGGUUGAGCUUAUCACAAAACAGUGCGAGGUCAUUGGUGCCAAAUCGUCUCAUAUUCAACGAGCUUCAGAGAUUGUGGUCGAUGCCAAUUUGGAAGGUCCUUGGUCAAUAAGUUGUCUUCGUCCAUCUGCACCCUGUAGGUCCAGUCUUUUAAAAAGUGACAAACCUCCGCCUAAAAGUGAAAAAAGUUUCGAGGAGGACGCAGAGAUUCUAAGAGUCAUAGAGUCUUAUUGUACAACUGCUAAUUCACGAUUUACUCUCAAUUCAGACAUUCUGGAUGGAAAUUUCAAACCGCUUGUCGAGAAGAACAACAUGGGAAAUUCAGAGGAUUUGUCUGGUACGGUUACUGAACUUCGAGAGCAGAUACAACUCAUUCAAAACGAGCUCCACACACUUCGUGGUGACGUUAGGGAUGAGAAAAGUGCAAGGGAGCAACUACAGGCAUUGCUCAACACCAAAGUCAACAGUGUUAAAUCUGUAAACGAAUUAGUUAUUACAGAAUAGUUGCUAUUAUACUGUUUAGUUUUUCAUUAUUACUUAUUUUUAAUUCAAUUGACAGUAUUUUUUAAUAUUUUCAGUUUUUUAACUAGCUUUGUAUAUGCUUAUGUAUAAUUCGUACAAUAAUAGAAUCAUCAAUCCUCAAAAAACAAAGUCUGAUUUUCAAAUGGUAAUAUUUCCGUCCAGUUUUUUUUUUUUUCUUUUUUUUCUAUUGGAAACAGAUUUACCUUUUCUUGGCCUUAUAAUUCCACUAACUGAUUAAAAUGUAAAAGUGAUAAUGCUGUGCCUUUUAUAUUUAAGUCAUUCCAUAAAAGCAUUAUGUUUUGAGACUGAUUUAAAAAAAUGUUAAUUUUUUUUCUUCAUAAACAAUAAUUUUAUUUCAAUGUUAUCUAAUAAGUAUAUGAUUUAUUAUACAUAUAUAUUGAGAAAAAAAAUGGGUUAAUGAUGUACACUAGGAAGCGGGGUUUGUGCUCCUCGGGUACUGCAGCCUUCUGGCUAAAUGUACCUUAGAAAACAAGUUUAGAUGUAAAAAAAAAGUUACUGUGUUUAUGCUUAAUAAUUUUAAAUAUAAACAAAGCAUCGGCUGAAAAUUCAAGUAUUAUGUAAACAAUUAAGGUUGAUGUUAGCUAAUAAAGCUUAUCAAAUGUUAUAUAAAGGACUAAGUUUAAUUUUAAAAUAAUAAACAAUUUCAA
This is a messenger RNA of Cimex lectularius (bed bug), 2602 nucleotides long. It is a transcript of the gene RtGEF, whose product is annotated as rho guanine nucleotide exchange factor 7. Gene Ontology annotation, molecular function: protein binding; guanyl-nucleotide exchange factor activity. The record is from RefSeq and is a predicted model, not a curated record. Bases 252 to 1916 code for a protein of 554 amino acids. The transcript has 14 exons. NCBI's taxonomy places the organism in Eukaryota, Metazoa, Arthropoda, Insecta, Hemiptera, Cimicidae.